This is a messenger RNA of Onthophagus taurus, 3971 nucleotides long. Its product is annotated as ATP-dependent translocase ABCB1-like. Gene Ontology annotation, biological process: oligopeptide export from mitochondrion. Gene Ontology annotation, cellular component: mitochondrial inner membrane. The record is from RefSeq and is a predicted model, not a curated record. Lineage: Eukaryota; Metazoa; Arthropoda; Insecta; Coleoptera; Scarabaeidae. Gene Ontology annotation, molecular function: ATP binding; ATP hydrolysis activity; ABC-type oligopeptide transporter activity.
AGUUUAUAAAUGACUUUAAAGAGUUCUUAAACAAUCUGAACUGUAUCAGUUUAAUAUUGAAUGCGAAAGUGUGGUGUCUUAACAAGUUAAUUUUAAAUUUUUACAAAGUGAUCAGUUCGAAUGAAAAAUGAAGAGGAAAUUUACAUUGAAACAUGAUUUCUCUUCAGUGGAAAGUUUUAAAAGCAAUGGUAUAAUUGAAUCAUUUCAAGAACCUGUCGAAGAAGAACCAAAAGAAGAAAAAAAUAUCUCCAUUUUUCAGUUGUAUAGAUACGCAACAUGUUUGGAUUUAAUCUUUAUUUUUCUUGGAAUAAUCGGUGCUGGUGUAAGUGGAGCUUGCAUCCCUGUUAUGAUGAUGUUAUUCAGCGAUGUAACGGGAGGAAUUAUUACUUAUGCCACUAACAUUAUCGUCGAUGCCAACAACACUCAAUUUUAUAACGAGGCAUUAACGGAAACAAUAAGAACUUUUACAAUAAAUUCUUGUAUUUUGGCCAUUGUUUCUUUAGUUUGUGUUUAUUCUUCAGUUGCUUUAUUUUCUUACUCAGCAUUAAGACAAACUGAAGCUAUUCGAUGUUUAUAUAUGAAACAUGUUUUAAAUCAAGACAUUUCUUGGUAUGAUACCCACAGUACAGGAGAUUUUGCAAGCAGAAUAGCAGAAGAUUUAGCAAAAAUUGAAGAAGGUUUAGGUGAUAAAAGUUCAACAUUAAUCUUUUAUAUGGCAGCAUUUAUAUCAGGAAUCAUUAUGGCUUUUAUUAAAGGCUGGGAAUUAUCGUUAAUUUGUCUAAUUUAUUUUCCUGUUUCCUUGGUUGGAAUGCAAAUAGUAUCAUGGUUAACAACAAAAUUCGUUCGAAACGAAAUGGAAGCUUAUGCUUCAGCUGGAUGUAUUGCUGAAGAAGUUUUAUCGGCGAUAAGAACCGUUGUAGCUUUCGGAGGCCAAACCAAAGAAUGCGAACGUUACCGAGAACAACUGGUCAUAGCAAAAGAUAACAAUAUUAAAAAAAGUUUAUUAACCGCCAUUAAUAACGGAAUAAUGUGGUUUUUGGUUUUCGGUUCAUAUUCGUUAUCAUUUUACUACGGAGUCGAUUUAAUUAUCGAUGAAAGACAUCUACCUGAAGAUGAAAAAGUUUACACAUCGGCGAAUAUGUUAACAGUUUUCUUUAGUAUUUUAUUAGCAACAUGGAAUUUUGGACAAUGCGCACCAUAUUUUCAAAUUUUUAGCGUCGCUUGUGGAGCUGCUACUAAAAUUUAUUCCGUAAUCGACGAAGAACCCAUCAUUAACGCUUCUAAAGGACACGGAAGACGAUUACCAAAUUUAAAAGGAAAUAUUGUUUUUAAAGAUGUUAAGUUUAAUUAUCCAUCAAGAAAAGAUGUUCAAAUUUUAAGGGAUACUAAUUUUAAAAUAAAUGCGGGUGAAACUGUUGCUUUAGUUGGAAGUUCCGGUUGUGGAAAAUCUACUUGUAUUCAAUUAAUUCAACGAUUUUAUGAUCCCAUUUUCGGAAAUAUUACAAUUGAUGGUGUUGAUUUAAGAGAUUUUGAUUUGCGGUGGUUGAGAUCUCAUAUUGGUGUUGUAGGACAAGAACCGGCUUUAUUCGCAACCACAAUCGCUGAAAAUAUAAAAUUGGGCAAUCCGAAAGCUACGGAAAACGACAUUGAAAGAGCCGCAAUGAAAGCAAAUGCUCAUUCUUUCAUAAUGAAAUUACCUCAAGGUUAUGAUACAUUGGUUGGAGAAAGAGGAGCUCAAUUAUCAGGGGGACAAAAACAAAGAAUAGCAAUUGCUAGAGCUUUAAUAAGAGAUCCAUCGAUUUUACUUUUAGAUGAAGCUACUUCCGCUUUAGAUACCCAUAGUGAAUAUCAAGUUCAAAAAACGAUUGAUUCAGCAAGUAAGGAAUGUACAACGAUCAUUGUAGCUCAUCGUUUAUCAACGGUAAGAAACGCAAAUCGAAUUUUAGUUUUUUCAAAUGGUAAAGUAGUCGAAGAAGGUAAUCAUCAAGAAUUAAUGGCUAAAGAAGGUGUAUAUUAUGAAUUAGUUAACGCUCAAACCUCCGAUAGUUGCGAAUUGGAUGAAAAUAUUUCUAAAAGAUCAGAAAACGAAGAAGAUAAAGAAGAGAUUGAUGAAGACGAUUUUCUUGACGAUGUUACAGAAACAAUCGAAGAUGAAGAAGAAUCUGAUAAAAAACAAUCUUAUUCACCAAUUUGGAUGAUUUUAACACUAAACAGCCCAGAAGCUAUUCAUAUUAUUUUAGGUUGUAUUUGUGCGAUGAUUUUUGGUGCUUCACUUCCUGCCUAUUCGUUCGUUUUUGGAGAUAUCGUUGGUGUAUUAUCCGAUCCCAAUGAUGAUUAUGUAAAAACCGAGGGGAAUAAAUUUUCAUUGUAUUUUUUGAUUAUUGGAAUUGUUUCUGGAUUUACAUCAUUUUUGCAGUGGUACUUAUUUGGAAUUGCUGGUGAGAAAUUAACAAAUCGCGUUCGAGGAUUAUUAUUUGAAAAAAUUCUUAAUCAAGAAAUGGGAUGGUUCGAUCGAAAAGAAAACGGUGUUGGUGCAAUUUGCGCUAAAUUAUCAAGUGAUGCGUCAAGCGUACAAGGAGCUGCUGGUCAACCAAUUGGAACUGUUUUAAACUCAUUAUCAACAAUGAGUAUCGCCGUUGGUGUUUCAUUUUAUUACGAAUGGAGAUUAACUUUAGUGACGUUAGCAGUUGUUCCGUUAAUUUUCUUUGGAAUUUAUUUAGAACAAAAAGUGUUGAGAAAAGAUUCCGGGUCGAGCGAUCCAUUAAUUCAAUCGACCAAAGUUGCAGUUGAAGCAAUCGGAAAUAUUCGUACGGUUUGUUCUUUAGGAUGCGAACAUAUUUUAUAUAAACGUUACAGAAGUAUUUUGGAGCCUCAUUAUAACAAAGCUAGAAUUCAUCUUCAUGGUACUGCAAUGAUUUUUGCUUUUGCCAGAGCUUUAAUGUUCAUAUGUUACUCAAUUUCAAUUUAUUAUGGAGGUCGUUUGAUUACACAAAAUGAAUUGCCUUAUGAAAAUUUGUUUAAAAUAUCGGAAGCUUUAAUUUCUGGUGCUUGGUCAGUUGGAAAUGCUGUAGCUUUUACUCCUAAUCUUCAAAAAGGAAUUUCUGCAGCAGCUAGUAUUACAAGGAUUUUAAGACGAGUUCCUAAUAUUUUAGAUCAUGAAAAAUCAAGUUCUUAUGGAUGGGGUAACGGAAAUGUAAGAUAUUCUAAAGUUUCGUUUAAAUACCCAACAAGAAAAAAUGUAACCGUUCUAUCAGAUCUAGAUUUAAUGAUUUUCCAAGGAAAAACUGUCGGAUUAGUUGGACCAAGUGGUUGUGGAAAAUCAACAAUCAUUCAAAUGAUUCAACGAUUUUACGAUCCUAUUUGCGGUGCGAUUAAUGUAGAUCGAACGAACAUUCUUAAUUUAAAAUUGUCAUCUUUGCGAUCUCAUUUGGGUAUAGUUUCCCAAGAACCUAACUUAUUUGAUAGAACGAUCGCUGAGAACAUUGCUUAUGGUGAUAAUCAAAGGAACGUAACAAAACAAGAAAUUAUAGAAGCUGCCAAAAAAGCCAACAUACAUAAUUUUAUUACAUCUUUACCUUUGGGUUAUGAUACAAGAGUUGGUGAAAAAGGUACUCAAAUGUCAGGUGGUCAAAAACAAAGAAUCGCAAUUGCCAGGGCUUUAAUAAGAAAUCCUCAAGUUUUAGUUUUGGAUGAAGCUACUUCUGCUUUAGAUUCAGAAAGUGAAAAGGUUGUUCAAGAAGCGUUGGAAAAUGCCCGUCAGGGUCGCACGUGUAUAACCAUAGCUCAUAGACUGACGACGUUGCAGAAUGCUGACCUAAUCUGUGUGCUAAACAAGGGUCAAGUGGAAGAGAUGGGAACACAUAAUGAUUUGAUCAAUUGUAAAGGAAUCUAUUAUAAAUUGUAUACGAUGCAAGUUCAUGGAUAAAAUUUAAAUGAAAGGAAAGUCAAUAAAUAAAUUUGGAAUGAAUGGA